Molecule: messenger RNA, 774 nt
Organism: Mesoplodon densirostris (Blainville's beaked whale)
Lineage: Eukaryota; Metazoa; Chordata; Mammalia; Artiodactyla; Ziphiidae
Gene: SYNDIG1
Product: synapse differentiation inducing 1
Exons: 3
Coding region: 1-774 (257 amino acids)
Biological process (GO): synaptic vesicle clustering; positive regulation of synapse assembly
Cellular component (GO): synaptic vesicle membrane; postsynaptic density membrane; excitatory synapse
Source: RefSeq, a predicted model, not a curated record
AUGGCUGGAGCCGUGGAGCAGGAGAGUGGGCUGGUGCGCGGCAAGCUUGGCGAGGCCGGCAAGAGGAACGGCCUGAUCAACACCAGAAGCCUCGUGUCCGAGAGCAGGGAUGGCCUGGUGUCCGUGUACCCGGCGCCCCAGUACCAGAGCUGCCGGAUGGUGGGCAACGCAGCACCGGCCGUCCUGGACGGCAGCAGGAACAAGCCGGUCCAGCAGCUGCUGGACCCCAACACCCUCCAGCAGUCGGUGGAGUCCCUCUACCGGCCCAACAUCCUCCUCUACUCGGAGGGCGUGCUGCACCCCUGGGGGGACAGCAUGGCGGCCGACUGCUGUGAGACCACCUUCAUCGAGGACCGGUCGCCCGCCAAGGAGAGCCUGGAGUACCCCGACGGCAAGUUCCUCGACCUCUCGCCCGAAGACAUCAAGAUCCACACGCUCUCCUACGACGUGGAGGAGGAGGGGUUCCAGGAGCUGGAGAGCGACUACUCCAGUGACACGGAGAGCGAGGACAACUUCCUCGUGAUGCCCCCGCGGGACCACCUGGGCCUUAGCGUCUUCUCCAUGCUCUGCUGCUUCUGGCCCCUGGGCAUCGCUGCCUUCUACCUGUCCCACGAGACGAACAAAGCCGUGGCCAAGGGGGACUUUCACCAGGCCAGCACCAGCUCCCGGCGGGCCCUCUUCCUGGCCGUGCUGUCAAUCACCAUCGGGACCGGCAUCUACGUGGGCGUGGCCGUGGCCCUCAUCGCCUACCUCUCCAAGAGCAACCACCUAUGA